Messenger RNA from Eubalaena glacialis (North Atlantic right whale), 1731 nucleotides. RefSeq names its product zinc finger imprinted 2 (gene ZIM2). Gene Ontology annotation, molecular function: DNA-binding transcription repressor activity, RNA polymerase II-specific. NCBI's taxonomy places the organism in Eukaryota, Metazoa, Chordata, Mammalia, Artiodactyla, Balaenidae. The transcript is spliced from 6 exons. Gene Ontology annotation, biological process: negative regulation of transcription by RNA polymerase II. Bases 1 to 1731 code for a protein of 576 amino acids. The record is from RefSeq and is a predicted model, not a curated record.
AUGCUGCACAUGACAGAGGCUUUGGAUAUCUUGAGGAAUCCCCAGCUCAUUCAUCUACGUGAUCAAGAAAAAAAUCCAGAAACCAUCUGCGUAAGAAACCCAGGGGCUCUGAAAGUUUCUCACCAAAAGUUUAGGCAUUUUCAAUACCUGUCAGUGACUGAGCCUCACCAAGCUGUGAGCCAAAUCCAGGAGCUCUGCUGGCAAUGGCUGCAGCCAGAGACCCACACCAAGGAGCAGAUGAUGGAGCAACUGGUGCUGGAGCAGUUUCUGAAUACUCUGCCAGAGGAGGUUCAGACAUGGGUGAGGUCAAAACAGCCCAAGAGCAACAAGGAAGCAGGAAACCUGGUGGCAAACUUGAUCCAAGCGUGUGAGGAGAGAGGUUUCCCUGCUCGGGACUCUGUCCUUGCAGAAAAGAGAAACACCGAAGAACACCAAAAGAAGGACACAACGAUGUUUGACAGUAUGCCAUCUGCUAGAUCUCAGUGUCCAUGUCAAGGAUCCCAAGUGAAGAUGCCCACAGGGACUACUGAGGAGCUGGUGACUUUCAAGGAUGUGGCUGUGGACUUCAGUCCAGAGGAAUUAACCUACCUUAGUGCUGCUCAGAGGAAACUCUACCGGGAAGUGAUGCUGGAAAAUUAUAGGAACCUGGUCUCCCUAGGGUACCAGUUCCCUAAACCCGACAUUAUCUCAGGGCUGGAAGCAGAGGAGUCACGUGCAGUGGAGGAAGACAGCAGUACAAUGAUAUGUCAAGAUGGGGAGAAAAAACCUGAAAUCAAAGAUCUAACUCCAGAGCAAAGCCUGCCUAUAGAAAAAUCAUCCUCAGGGGCAGGAAGACAGGAUUUGGAGGUAGGUAACUUCUGGUGUGUCUAUGUAGGAGAGUCUUCUACUGAUGAUCCACUGGGUUUGCACCAGGUCAACCAGGAGAAACUUUUGAGUCCGGUAAAAAUGAAUGACCCCAAGACCCUUGCUCAGGAAAGAAGCCAUGACAGUGAUCAAUUUGAGAGACGCUCAGAUCUUACUAAACAGUCAGAGGGUCUUCUAGGGAAGGAUCCCCAGGAACGCACUCCUGGAAUUUGCACCAGUCCCCAGCCGGUGGACAGCAGGCCUUUCGUCCAAGAGAACAAACACAACAGAAGUGAAUUUUGUGAAAGAAGCUUUAGUACCCGGUUGGCCCGUGAGAGACACGAGCAGAUCCAUACAGGGAAGAAACCUUUUGAAUGUAAACAGUGUGGAGAAGCCUUCUUCUUCAUGCCACACCUUACCAGACAUCAGAAGACUCAUUCAUGUGAGAAGUCCCCUGGAUGCAAUGAAGGUGGAAAGUCUUUCACUCAGUGUGCAAAUAUCAACGGCUGCGUAAGAAUUCAUAGUCAGGAGGACUACUAUGAAUGUUUCCAGUGUGGCAAAGCUUUUAUCCAGGAUGUGCAUCUUUUUCAACAUCUCAAGGCCCAUGAGGCGGCAAAAGCCCUUCCACCCGCGUUGCCCCGAAACAAGACACAUUUAAUUCGAUAUCAGCGGAAACAUGACUAUGUCGGAGAGAGAGCCUGUCAGUGUUGUGACUGUGGCAGAGUCUUCGUUCAUACUUCACAUCUCAUUCAGCACUACAGAAUUCAUGCUCAAGAGAGGCCUUACCAGUGUCAGCUGUGUGGGAAGUGUUUCAGCCGACCCUCCUACCUCACUCAACAUUAUCAACUCCAUUCUCAAGAGAAACCGGUUGAGCGCAGUUACUGUUGA